CUGCUGGGAAGAGCUCAGAGCGAUUCCGGCCGCGGCUGACACCGGCACGACCUUGCCGGGGCAGCGCGGGGACGCGGACAAGACUAGCCACAAGAGCUGUCCUGCCCUGGCCAUUGACGCUAUGGAAGACCGCAUCAGCUGGUCUAGUCUAUAGGAUGGUAGCUCAGAGUAAGGUGGCAGCAGAUAAUGCAGUUGCAGCAGACCCGAGACGUCUACUUGACUCUCCAGCACGGGAUCAUCCACAGCCUAGAGUCUACCGCGGCUCUACCCGUCCCAGCACUGUGCAGGCGCAGAGUGAGACACACUUUCGAACCUUUCGCUCGCAGGCGGAUUUCAGUAGCAUCACCCGAGCGAGCGCCUUGUUGGAUGCCUGUGGCUUUUAUUGGGGACCUCUGACUGUCAAUGCUGCCCAUGAGAAACUUAAGUCUGAACCUGAGGGCACCUUCCUCAUCAGGGACAGUACACAGAAGAACUGUUUCUUUGCCAUCAGUGUUAAGACUGCUACUGGGCCCACCAGCAUCAGAAUAAACUUCCAGGGUGGAUGUUUCAGUCUGGAUGGCAGUAAGGAGAGUUUUGACUGUCUUUUCAAGCUGUUGGAACAUCAUAUAAACUCCCCUCGGAAACUGCUGGUCACCCCACUGCGCAAGGUCCGUGUGCGGCCCUUGCAGGAGCUUUGCCGGAAAAGCAUUGUGGCAACGUUUGGAAGAGAGCAUUUAAAUCAGAUUCCUCUCAAUCCAGUUUUAAAGGACUACCUGAAAUCCUUCCCAUUUCAGAUCUAAGUACAGCAUUACCUGUAUGCAUGCUUUCCAGAGUGAAAGAUGCUUGAGGAAAUCCAGGUUUCUGGGUUUUUAAAUCUGGUCAACAAAAAGAGAACUUAUUUUUGUAGCAACGUACUGUAUCUGGAAAUGGAACUUGAACACUUAACUUACUAUGUUUACACAAACUGUUUGCACAAACCUGGGGUUUCUAAACCCUGGCAUAAUCCUUCUGCUGGGCAGAAUAUAAUAUUAUUUUAUAAUAUUUUUAAUGAAAGUAAUGUAAUAAACUUUAUUGUGAAAGUUUUUGAAAAUAACAUCUCUGGUUCUUCUUAAUAUCUGCUCUUUAUAGCUACAAACACAACACUUUGCAAUAGCUAAGUGCGGAUAAUGGACCAGAUCUCUAGCUGGUGUAAAUAGCUUAGCUUUAUUGAAAUUGAUGAACUUCACUAGCUUCUCCUAACUAAUAGGUCAGAUCUUUAUUUUUGGUGCCAUCUACCUCAGAGGAUCAUGAUUCCCAAGCAAUAUUCAGUGUAGAGACACCCAUAUAAAGCAGAAAACAGAGGACAGUUUUUUGUUGGAGUAUUCUUCAGCUCCUACUUCUAAGAAUGGUAAUAAGAAUAGAGUGUUUAGUGGAACAUUUGGUUUUCAAUUUCAAUUUUUUAACAUUUGAUUUAUUUACUAUAUAUUUUAAAAUUAGAGCUUUAGAAAAAUUCUAGGUUUUACAGAGGGAUUUGAAUAUUGCAUAACCCCAAUUCCCGUUUAAUGGUUGGAGGGCUAGGAGUGGACGGUCUAUACUUUUGUUCAAAUUUGCCUAAGGCAAUGUUGAAGGGAUAGGGG
Molecule: messenger RNA, 1595 nt
Organism: Gavialis gangeticus (Gharial)
Lineage: Eukaryota; Metazoa; Chordata; Crocodylia; Gavialidae
Gene: SOCS1
Product: suppressor of cytokine signaling 1
Exons: 2
Coding region: 156-779 (207 amino acids)
Biological process (GO): intracellular signal transduction; phosphatidylinositol phosphate biosynthetic process
Cellular component (GO): phosphatidylinositol 3-kinase complex
Molecular function (GO): 1-phosphatidylinositol-3-kinase regulator activity
Source: RefSeq, a predicted model, not a curated record